CCGAGUUCGCCCAACAAUUCUCAUCUCCCACAUCCUCCGCCCGUGUCGAGCGCGCGAGUGAGCAUCGCUUUAGUCUCCCCUUCCCCUAACCUCCUCCUCCUCCCUUGUCGUGGUUUCUCUCUAGCCCUGCUUCUCUGGUAAUUUGCUUCUGCCAGCUUCGGCAUCCCGUCACAAUGCCCGCCACGACAACCCUUAUUUCACGGGCCGGAGGCCAAUUGACCUUGAGGGGAUCAAUUGCUCUGCGAGGCACCCUCGGCGCCUCACGAUCCUCAGGAUUCACUCUACGACGGAGCCCAGCCCUUUCCGCGCUCGCACGGUACUAUGCCUCGAAAUCUUUCCCACCGCACACCGUCGUCAGCAUGCCCGCCCUGUCCCCGACUAUGACCGCCGGAAAUAUUGGAACGUGGCAGAAGAAGGUCGGCGAUUCGAUAGCGCCCGGUGACGUCCUUGUGGAAAUCGAGACCGACAAGGCACAAAUGGACUUUGAGUUCCAGGAGGAGGGCGUCAUCGCCAAGCUCCUCAAGGAGUCUGGCGAGAAGGACGUUGCAGUCGGCAGCCCAAUUGCUGUCAUGGUCGAGGACGGCGAGGACAUUUCUGCCUUCGAGUCCUUCUCUGUCGAAGAUGCUGGCGGCGAUAAGGCGGCUCCAGCAGCCCCGAAAGGAGGCGAAGCCUCAGAAGCCAGCGAACCUCCCGCUUCUGGGUCCGGUACUGCUCCUCCUGCGAAGGAGACCUCAGUUCCCGAACCCCAAGAAUCAGAAUCGGCGGGUGCCCGGCUGGAAACCGCCCUCGAGCGCCAGCCAGCUGUGUCUCCUGCUGUUAAGAAGCUCGCUUUGGAAAAGGGUAUCGCUCUUUCCGCUAUCAAGGGAUCUGGCCCGGGCGGAAAGAUCACCAAGGAGGAUGUGGAGAAGUUCAAGCCUGCUGUGGCUGCUCCGCCAGCUGGAGGAGCCACUGCUGGCGGGCCCACUUACGAAGACACGCCUGCUACAAGCAUGCGCAAAGUCAUUGCCAGCCGUCUCACUCAGAGUAUGCAACAGAACCCCCACUACUUCGUCGCCUCCAACAUCUCCGUCUCCAAGCUCCUUAAACUCCGCGAAGCUCUCAACGCGUCUGCUGAUGGCGCGUACAAGCUUUCCGUCAACGAUUUCCUCGUCAAGGCUCUUGGGGUGGCCGCACGCAAGGUUCCCGCCGCAAACUCGUCAUGGCGUGAGGAGGGCGGGCAAGUCUUCAUCCGCCAGCACAAUAUUGUUGAUGUCUCCGUCGCAGUCGCUACGCCUGUUGGGCUCAUGACCCCAAUCGUGAAGAACGUUGGUGCUCUCGGCCUCCAGUCAAUCUCUGCAUCCAUCAAGGAUCUUGGUAAGCGUGCACGAGACGGAAAGCUGAAGCCAGAGGAAUAUCAAGGCGGAACAAUCACAAUCUCUAACAUGGGCAUGAAUCCCGCCGUCGAACGCUUCACCGCUGUCAUCAACCCACCGCAAGCUGUCAUUGUCGCCAUCGGCACAACGAAGAAGGUUGCAGUCCCAGGAGAGCCUACAGGGGAUGGCACUGCAAGCGUCGAAUGGGAUGACCAGAUCGUGAUUACGGGCAGCUUUGACCACAAGGUCGUGGACGGUGCGGUUGGUGGCGAGUUCAUGCGAGAGCUCAAGAAGGUGAUCGAGAACCCGCUGGAGCUGCUGCUAUAGAUCUAUAAUGUUUGAUGGAUUUUCUUUUCUGGGGAAGGGUAUUGUGUGUAAGUCCUUCAGAGAGCAAGCGGGUGGUUCGGGAUAAUCUUGUACAAUGAUAUGGCAAUUUUCUUUUCUUUCACCUUCCACUCGAAUCAUCCCUCUAAGAACCUCUUUUGCCUCUUGCAUAGUCUGCACUUGUAACAAAAGAUUUGUUCUUCGGUAUUUCCUAGGUAGGGUGUGUAAUCAAAAAUUGUCAUAGAGUUCCUUCCUUCCACUUUCAUUCUAAUCCCCUGAUUGCCAAGUCACACAAUCACC
Messenger RNA from Lindgomyces ingoldianus, 1976 nucleotides. RefSeq names its product pyruvate dehydrogenase. The record is from RefSeq and is a predicted model, not a curated record. Gene Ontology annotation, molecular function: dihydrolipoyllysine-residue acetyltransferase activity. Gene Ontology annotation, cellular component: pyruvate dehydrogenase complex. The transcript has 4 exons. The coding region runs from base 174 to 1679 and encodes 501 amino acids. Gene Ontology annotation, biological process: pyruvate decarboxylation to acetyl-CoA. Lineage: Eukaryota; Fungi; Ascomycota; Dothideomycetes; Pleosporales; Lindgomycetaceae.